This is a messenger RNA of Aureobasidium melanogenum CBS 110374, 843 nucleotides long. RefSeq lists its product as uncharacterized. Lineage: Eukaryota; Fungi; Ascomycota; Dothideomycetes; Dothideales; Saccotheciaceae. The transcript has 2 exons. The record is from RefSeq and is a predicted model, not a curated record. The annotation marks the transcript as partial.
UGUCUGUGUAGUGCGAGCGUGAAACAGGCCUGUCCUAAGGGCAUCUACCUCACGCCCACACCACGCGAUCCACACGUCUGGCAAGGUGUGCUAUUUGUUCGCAAAGGCCCUUAUACACCCGCAAUCCUCAAGUUCUCCCUGCUCCUUGCCGCCGACAAGCCUCCAACCAUCACCUUUUCCACCGAUGUUUUCCACCCAUUGGUCACCCCUUUGACCACAUACACCUACACGACGAGCGACACAGGCGCUGAUACUGUCCAUGCCACCGAUGACGAGCGUCUUCCACCCGGUGGCUUCAGCCUACGACACGGCUUUCCUCAAUGGUUCGGACGCAAGAAGCCGAAGCCUACAUCUCAGGUCGGGCUAGGCGAAGAAACAACAUCGACAUCAGAACGCUCGCAGUCUUCGUACGGCCCUCUGGCCAUCGUACAGAUCUUGUUCUACAUGCGGAGUGCCUUUGACACAGCCGAUGUGCUCGAUAAGGUGCCGCUAGAAGCGGCGGGCAACCCGGGUGCAUGGCAUGCGUGGCAGACUCAUAGAGCGCGAGUUAUUGGCACAGGCCCUCGCUCUACGACACCAGAGGAUGGGAAGAGCCCCGCGUCUCCUACUUUACGUCAACAGCCAGGUGGUGCUCGGAGGCCUGGCCAAUGGAAUUGGGAGGGCGUCUGGGAAGAGAGGGUCAAGAAAGGCGUGCAAGCGAGUGUAUCACAGCAAACUCUGUUCGGUACUGCCGGUUCAAAUGAUGAUCUCGUAAGUUGUGCGAGAGCAGACUACUCCGCAGCAUGGCUAGCUAACACUCGUGUCUCAGAUCAACUUCCUGAACAUCGACACAGACGCGACUGA